Drosophila montana is the source of this 1182-nucleotide messenger RNA. Its product is annotated as ubiquitin carboxyl-terminal hydrolase 38-like. Lineage: Eukaryota; Metazoa; Arthropoda; Insecta; Diptera; Drosophilidae. Gene Ontology annotation, biological process: protein deubiquitination. Gene Ontology annotation, cellular component: cytosol; nucleus. The record is from RefSeq and is a predicted model, not a curated record. Bases 1 to 1182 code for a protein of 393 amino acids. The transcript has 3 exons. Gene Ontology annotation, molecular function: cysteine-type deubiquitinase activity.
AUGACUCCCGAUUUUCUGCUCUUGCACAGCUCAUCGCAAAUGAUAGUGGAGCUGCAGCACCUGAUCGCUCUUCUACACCAUGCAAAGUGCCCCAAACUAAAGCCGACGUCCGUGCUGAUUGGCACACACCCGCCGGAAUUCAUGCCCGGCGUGCAACAAGACAGCUCCGAGUACCUUGGACAUUUGCUUAAUAUGCUCCAUGAGCACGAGGCGAUCAUGGGCUGGGAGUGGCCCAACGUAAGCACCAUUACACUUAGCGAUCCAAUGAUACCCCUCGAUCUGGUUAUACCCUACAGCGAUGAGAUGUCCAUUACCAACAAAUCCUUCGCCGGCAAGCUGUCCACCCUAUACAAAUGCCUCAAGUGCCGCCACGAGAGCCGCAACUCGAACAGCUUCCGUGAGCUGCAGCUCUCGUUCCCCCAGGGAAAGAUCACCAGAAGAACCAAGUUUACAGUGCAGGCACUGCUCGACUUAUACUGUGCGUCUGAGCCCCUCGAUGGCGACAAUCAAUACGCCUGCAUCUGUUGCGCGAAGCUCUGCAAUGGCGAGCGCUCCAUGAAGAUUACAGGAGCACCUCGCAAUAUCAUCCUCACCAUAAAGCAGUUCAACUACGAUAGGCAGACCCAUGAGCGCACUAAGGUUUUGUAUAAAGUGAUCCAUGAUGAUAUGAUCACACUCAAUCUGUGCGACGGUGCUUCACUGCAACAGACAUAUACGGUGCACUAUAGCCUGUAUGCAGCUAUUGUGCACAAUGGUUAUACCCUGGACUCGGGUCACUACUUUGAUCUGGCCAAGGAUGAAAUGAACAACUGGUUCAAAUUCAAUGACAGCAAGGUUGUAAGGUCGAAGCCAGAAGAUAUUAAGAAGCUGCGAUCCCCAAACACGGCCCAUUUUCUUCUCUAUCAGUUGAGCGGGCGAGUGUGCAUGGCCCCUCAGGAGGGUGUGCCGAUUAUAAUGCCAGUGUCAGCUGUGGCGCCACUGGAAUUAGAGGAACUACCACCCGAGCUUCGUGACUUUGUCAAGCGUAAUAUUGAAAAAUUGGACAGGACCCGUGAUAAUCGCACUACUACAGAGGGAUUAUAUAUGCAAUUUUUGCGUUCCAUUAUAUAUUUGCUAUCAGCUGAUGGCCUCUAUAUAUAUAUAGUGUAUACACGUUGUUUAGACGUACAUCGAAUAAAUUGA